GUCCCCGCCAUCAUGGCCGACGCCGACGAAGACCUCAUCCCCACAAGACCGCCCUCCUCCUCAACCAACAUUCACGACGACCAGGAUGACUUGGAAGACGAGACACAAGAUUUCCGCUUCCUCGCCCAACUCACCAAAGGUUCCUCAUCAGCACACGGCCAGUCACAGUCAAGUGUGCCUAAACGUGGAACCAAAGACUUUGAACCGAACCCGACACGUGCUCAGGCAUCUGCCCUCGAUGCUUCGCGACUCGCGAUGCAUACGGCCUUGAGUGCUGUGAGAGUGCAUGCGAAGAAGAAUCAUGUCGUGGGACAGUAUUUUGCGGACGAGAGGUUAUGGAAAUGGGAUGCGAAAGAUGGUGGUUCUGGCAGUGAAAGUGGUGGUGGAGGUGAUGCAAGAGGAUUCGCUCGUCCGGUCGUCAUCUACAAGGUCAAGAGUGCACAUAUGAAAGUCAUGGGUCAGGCGGACAGAAAUAAUUGGGUGUGGCUGUUGCCAGAGGAGGCGUUGUAUUUACUUGAGAGAGGGAGUUUGGAUAUUCGGUGGGAGGAUGUUGAAGAGCACCGGUCAGAGGUGGCUAGUGGUAGUCAGGACAAUACCGUUGCGAUCGAAUCGCAUGACGCAGGGGAGAGGAAGAAAUAUGAGACGCUGACUAUGUCGGAUAGUCAACUUGCAGACCAUGACCAAGGAGAACAAGAAGAAGAAGAGAGACAUGAUGACCCCGAAGACGAAGACAAUGUUCACGAGCAGGGUCCAAGUCAGGCUACCACCACCACCACCACUACCACCAACGAGCCCACAGUCGGCGAACUCCCCAUGAGUUUGCAAGGCGCAUAUGCAAGUCUCAUCGGAAAGGAUGGUCUUACAUUGGAACGAUAUAUCGUGUACGCCGCAUUGAAGCGAGCAGGAUAUAUUGUUCAACGAGCACCGACCUGGCAUCACGAUGUGUCUGAUGACUAUGACCAUAUCGCGAACGGACACUCCACCUCUCAAACACCGUCUUCUUCACUCCAACAUCCAAACUCCUCCUCGCCUUCUCGAAUCCAACCAUUUUUCACUGCCACGACCCUCAUCCGCCGACUCUGCGCCUGGCUCUUCCGGCCUCAACGAGGACUUUCAUGUCCCUCACUAGGCCCUCUCGUCGCCCCAGGACUCUAUAGAAACUAUGCCGACAUAUUCCGUUCUCUCGCCCUUGUCCCAUUCCACGACUCCACCACCCAGAACGAAAACCACCACUCAUCCUCCUCACCCUCCUCCUCACCCUCCCCAUACCGCAUCUCCUACAACAUCUGGAAACCCAAUACCGCCAGCACAUACCGCAAAACCGCCCCUCCACCACCCGACUACCGACUCUGCAUCAUCGACGCACGAGACCCCUACACAUGCACGAUCCCCACUCUUUCAGAGAUCUCACAUCUUCUCGACUCGCAAGCUCUAGACGUCUCGUCAAAGACCAAGACUCCUCGGCUGGAGGCGCGGAUUAAACACGGGACUCGGAACGUUAUGCUCGCGGUUGUUGACUCCGGUAUUGUGAGUUAUCUCCGGCUGAGUGAUGCCGGGUUUGGGAGGGAAAAGUUAUAUGAAGAGAAAGUGGCGCGGAGUUCGAAAGGUGGAGGUGGACGAGGGGGAGGGGGGAAGGGACGGGGAAGAGGUGCUGGUGGAGUUGGAGGUGUACGGGCAGCAGCGGGAGGGAGUGUCUUUGCUGGAAAGAAUUGA
Molecule: messenger RNA, 1713 nt
Organism: Exophiala mesophila
Lineage: Eukaryota; Fungi; Ascomycota; Eurotiomycetes; Chaetothyriales; Herpotrichiellaceae
Exons: 1
Coding region: 13-1713 (566 amino acids)
Biological process (GO): tRNA-type intron splice site recognition and cleavage
Cellular component (GO): tRNA-intron endonuclease complex
Source: RefSeq, a predicted model, not a curated record